Molecule: messenger RNA, 1402 nt
Organism: Mugil cephalus (flathead mullet)
Lineage: Eukaryota; Metazoa; Chordata; Actinopteri; Mugiliformes; Mugilidae
Gene: creg2
Product: cellular repressor of E1A-stimulated genes 2
Exons: 4
Coding region: 81-938 (285 amino acids)
Source: RefSeq, a predicted model, not a curated record
GUGUUACGAAAGCGCAUACACGUGAGUUUGUAAACAAGGGAGUGAGUGGAGCAGGGCGGCCAUUCUCCCUUAUCAAUGAUAUGAGGCCCCGGUGCUUUCCCUUGGCAGUAUUUGCCAGCAUCCUGACCCUGUGCCUCGGCUACACCCUGAGGAGCUCCGUGUCCUGGGUCGUGUCCUCCAACGAUGUGGUGGAGGACGCGGACCUGUCGGAGGAGGUCGCCCCGUCUCUCCUGGUGGACAGUGCCGGGUUGUGGAAACAGGGGUAUCCGUUAUCCGACGUCCUCGCAGAUAGCGCGGAGAGCCCCGGAGAGCUGGUCAAGCCCGAAGACGACAAUGUAGCCCAGCUCUCCUCUCGGUUGUUUUCAUAUCGGUUGGAGAAGGUGAAGAAGUCUGCUAGCAGCAGCAGCUCUCCUCCACCUCCUCCUCCACACCAGGAAACUGCCAGGACAGCCAGAUACAUAGCUCACUACAGUGACUGGGGACAUUUGGCCACCAUUUCAACUCAAGACAAGAUCAAAGGUCUCCCCUUUGGGAACAUCUUCUCGAUCAGUGAUGGACCUCUGGACAACAGCACUGGAGUGAUUUACUUUUAUGUCACUCCAAUGGACAACACUGUCUCAGACCUCAAAAGCAACCCCUAUGCUUCCCUCACCUUCUCAGAGGCUGAAGGGGAAUUCUGCAGGCAAAUGGUGUACGAUCCAGAGGAUCCCAGAUGUGCUCGCCUCACACUAACAGGCAAGAUGGUGGAGGUGCCCCCAGAGGAGCUCACGUUUGCAAAGGAGGCAAUGUUCUCAAGGCACCCUGUGAUGACCAAGUGGCCAGUGGGACACAAGUGGUUCUUCAUGAAGCUGGAGCUGGUCCAGGUGUGGCUGCAGGACUGGGUCGGAGGAGUAUCGCUCAUUCCACUGGAGGAAUACUUCAAAGCGACGCCCUUCUGAGAAGAUCCUUCCCCCUGCAUCAUCAUCAUCAGCCUACAAAUACAUUUCAGUUGAGCUCUGUGCAGCACAGAUCACUCUACAGAAAGGUGUGAGAAUUCGCAAAGCAUUUACAUUUUUUUCCAUUUCUAUAUUAAUGUGUGAGAAUGAAUGUUCUUCACAUCCACACUUUGUCUUCUUCCUCAGCCUUAGCUUGACACACGAGAUCAGUUUAUCAGUCUCCUGCUACUGAAGUGUGAAUGUAUUUAUAGUUAACAAGUUAGUUCUUCUGAAUGACUUAAAUGUCAUUUAAUCCUAAGCGCCGGUUUUAUGGGUUCGCACUAAGAUGUACGUGCCAUUUCAAAAACCACACACAGUUAUUGAGUAUACAUUUCAAGUUCAUUUGUUUGUAUUAAGUCACCACUGAAAUCUGAAAUUUCAAUUGCCUUUUUUUGACAAAAAUGGUGAAUAAAGAUUUGUUAACUGAA